Molecule: messenger RNA, 5120 nt
Organism: Sarcophilus harrisii (Tasmanian devil)
Lineage: Eukaryota; Metazoa; Chordata; Mammalia; Dasyuromorphia; Dasyuridae
Product: galactose-3-O-sulfotransferase 2-like
Exons: 4
Coding region: 577-2496 (639 amino acids)
Biological process (GO): glycolipid biosynthetic process
Cellular component (GO): membrane
Molecular function (GO): galactosylceramide sulfotransferase activity
Source: RefSeq, a predicted model, not a curated record
AUGGCCAUCAUAGGCACAGAACAACAACAAUCAUAAUAGUAAAAGUAAAAAUAAUAGUAAAAGCCAUUGUAUUCUGUCUUUCCACAUAAAGAUAAGGUGAGGUGGUUAAAAAAAAAAAAAUGAGGGGUGUUCCAAAGAAACUAAGUGCUGCUAUAUCCUUAUUAGAUAUCCUGGCUGGAUUAAGACAAAGUCAACCUCCUUUAGUUAACUGUUUAAUAAUUUAUUAGUGUCUCAUCUCUCCAGUCCCAAGUUCCCCAAGUUUCAACAUGAACUAAUAAGGUAUCAGAGUCAGGUUUACCUCUAUCAGUUAGGAACUGGUUCUUCUGUUGCUAUGGAAACUAACUGGCUCACCUAUAGCAACCUAGGUCUAUAUCAGGUAGGCACUGAUUCAUAUACCUCCUUUUCCAAAUAUUGCUGUGAUUAAGGGAAAAAAAUUGGUAGAAUGCUGAUCAAGAUUAGGGGUGCAUUCUGUUGCUAUGGAAACUAACUGGAUUACAUAUAGGACCACACAGACCACAUAUCACAGGUCCUCCACUUGUUAAAUGUACCCCUGAUGAAUGUCUGUUGAAUUGAAUCAUGCUGAUACACCAGAUCCUGUUGACCAGAAUUAUAGCAAGAAAGGCCCAGCUGGUGCCCAAAACCCAGCUUGGGAGAUUCUGGAUUCUCAUCACUUUCAUCAGCAUUCUCUGUAUUUCUCUCCAGAUGCUGGGAAACCUCCAACAGAGUUGCAAACAGGAAAUCAAACAUCUCAUCCUUCAGCAAAAUAUCAACCUCCCACAGACUUCGCAGGUUCAGAAAAACUGCAAUUCCACAUUGUCCCCUCAUUCCUUGAACAGGGUUCCCAUUGGUCACACUGAAGCAAUCCCAACUCAAGUCUCCCUCCAAAGAAUGAAGCAAAACAAAGCACUCAAUCCCACUUUGCAAAUGCAGAAUGACCUGAAUUACUCAGAGGAGAAUGCCUUAGUUGAUUUAUGGUGGCUUUCUUAUUCCUCCAAGCAUCCAAAACCUUCAUUGUGGGGUUCUAAAAAAGUAGCCAAGGAUAAAGAUUGGACUCUUCCUCAGAUCAAGAGCUCUAAGCCACCUCCCAAGGCUGCACAGAUGAAUAAAAAAAGAGACUUGGGGAAGAAAAUGGAGAUGGUUGUGAGUUCUGCAAGCAGAUCCUUUGACUCAGUAGGUGGGUCACAACAGAAUCACCCUCAGAGCACAAUCCCAAAAUAUGGUAGGGCCCAGUCUCAAGGAAAAAUCAUGAAAGAUUCCCUAUUCAGACAAAAAAUAUCACUUAAAGAUCCGAUUACAAGGUCCAGGACUCCACUUUCACCUUCUCUGACCCCUCGUUUGCGAGAUGGCCUUUUCUCUUCCCAUGAGGCAGCCUGCACAAGCAAGACCCACAUCUUUUUCUUGAAGGUCCACAAGAGUGCCAGCAGCACCAUCAUGAACAUCCUCUUCCGUUUUGGAGAACAACGAAAUCUCACCUUUGCUCUUCCAAUCAACCAGAACAGUCAACUUUUCUACCCUUCCUAUUUUGUGGCUGAGGUGGUGGAGGGGUUCACAGGUGAAACAAGUCCUUCAUUUGACAUCAUGUGCCACCACUUGAGGUUCUUGCAAACAGAGGUUCAGAGGGUCAUGCCAAAUGACACCUUCUACUUCUCCAUCAUGCGAAAUCCUAUUCACCUCAUGGAGUCAUCUUUCUCGUACUACAAGGGUAGCUCUUCCUUUUUCAACGCCAAAAGCCUGGAUGAUUUCUUAAACAACACAAGCAAAUUCUAUGAUCCCCUGAAAACUGACAGCCAAUACAGCAGAAAUCUCAUGGCCUUUGACUUUGGUUUCAACCACAAUGGCAAGGCCUCGGCCCAGCACACUCGGCUGCUUGCUCGAGUCAUUGAAAGCCAGUUUGAUCUUGUCUUGAUUGCAGAGUAUUUCGAUGAAUCCAUGGUACUACUAAAAGACGCCCUGUGCUGGAGCCUAGAUGAUGUCAUGUCAUUCCCCAUCAAUCAGCAAGAUGCCUCUUACCGUUCCUCACUGUCCCCUAGCACUAUUCAGAAGAUCAAGAGCUGGAACAAGCUGGACUGGGAGCUCUACCUUCAUUUCAAUCGGACCUUCUGGGAAAGAAUUAACCAGAGUAUGAGCAGGGAGUACCUGCAGCAAGAGGUGGCUGCCCUGAGGAAGCGAAGGAAGCAACUGGCAAAGAUCUGCCUCCAGAAGGAACAAAGCGUCCAUUCCUGGAACAUUGAGGACAAAUUGCUAAAACCAUUCCAGUACGGAAGAGCUAAAAUUCUUGGCUACAACUUAAGGCAUGGGUUGGACGAGGCAACAAAGCAGGCCUGCCAGAGCUUUGUCAUGCCUGAACUUCAGUACAGUAAAAGGCUAUACGAGAGACAAUUUCCCCAAAAAGCCCUCUGGCUCAGCCAGGCAAAGAAAUAUUCCAAGGCCCACAGCAAAAAGAAAGAGAGACCGCCCAAGAGCUAUUCCCAAACAUCUGAAGCAUCUUUUUUCUAACCCGAGAUUUGACUGAUUCAGAACCAGGAGGGGAUACUGAUGUGGGCUCCUGUGGCCCAUCAGCAUUCAGUGGUCAUGCUCAAAAGGCCCAUGUUCUGGACCCUCUGCUGAGUACUGAACAACAUUAGUUGAAAAAGUUACAAUCUGGGGGCUGGAUACAUGAAAUAGUGAACUAGACACACAUAGGAUUCUUUAGAAGUUAAAUAGGAGUAUGAACGCUCUCAGAUAAAUAGAAACUUGGAUUUUCUCCAUUUUCUCCCCUGAAGGGAGUCCUAAGCAAAUAGACGUCAUAUUCCUCAAAAUACUUUGAAUAUUUGAGAUCAAAUAUAUAAUAUCAAAUAUUUUAUCCCUAGCAUUAGACUAAUGGACAUAUGCACCCUUCUCCCUGGCACAGGUUCAUUCUAAAACUAACACUGAGCUUUGGCUAAAAUAAGAACAUGAUCUUCAAGUAAUCCCAUAACACAGUUGGUGACCAGGUAUGGAAAAUUGUCAUGACCAAUUUAAACAAUGAGCAGUUUAUUAGGGGAGGUGAUUAGGGGAGGCAGGGGAGUCUAAAAGUAGAAGGACCCAACAUCUGAUGUCCAAAAUUUGUUUGGAAAAGUCCACUGUUGACCAGGAGACCAAAAAAAAAAAAAAAAAAAUACUGGUUGCCUAUUAAGGACUUUUAUCUUAACAUCUUCUUAGCAUCAUCUUUGGGAUUUUUAUAACAACUGAUGAAGAUGUAAAGUGUCAUAAAAAGAGUGGAUGGACCUUUACAACAGUUCCCAAGAAAUAAUUUCUCUUUUGCCUAAUAGGAUCAGUGUCUCUGCUAUCCCACACUGUAGACUAUUUGCUCAGCAAAUCAGGAAAGAAAGCAGACAAAUAUGAUUCCCCCAUUGUUUGUCCCAGCUUGCAAAUCUGUUUUCAAAUGUCUGCCAAUUCUUAUACAGCGGCUCUCUCAAAAGAGCAGAGAUAUCACCGGCAUUUAUCAUGGUCCUGUGAAAUUGGCAACUCCCUUCCUUCAAAAAAAAAAAAAAAAAAAAAACUGAGGCUCAAAAAAAGAAAAUGCAUGGCAUGGUCACAUACUUAAAUUGAUCUUGCAAGAGAGUGUCCUGCCAUCAUUCAACUGGCAUUGAGUACCUCUGGGCCAGUGCUAUACUAAACUGUGUGUGUAUACGUAUACACACACACACACACACACAUUUUAGACUGGACCUGUGAUUUUUCAAUGUGGGAUAUUUCAGUAUGGAAAUUUCCUCAGUGACUGAGACUGGCAAAUUGCCUAUAACUUAAAAGAGUUGUUUGGGGGUCAGAGACAUUAAUUGAAUUGCCCAUGUCACAACUAGUAUAUUUUAGAGGCAGGACUUUUUAGAAGUAAGACCUGAGUCCAGGUUUUCCUGUUCCAAAAGCCAGCCCCUUUAUUCACUAAAUCAAGGUGACUCUACUAAAUGUUACAAAAGAACACAUAUUUUUGAAGAGUCUAGUUAGGGAGACAUGGCAUUCAUGAAAUAAGAUAAUAAAAUUACUAGGCAUUACUGCCAUCCACAUAACCAAUUCCUCCCCAAUUGUCAUUCCUACUUGCUAAAUGCAAUCUUAAGAGUCCUAAUUUUUCUCUCCCAUCCAAUUAUUUCCAAAUCCAAUCCUCCAUCCCGAUCUUAAUUUUCCCAUAAUGCGAAUAAUUGCCCUUUUCUACUACUAUUUAAUGAGCUUCCUAUAUACAAUGAUCUAAAACCUAUAGCUUCCUUCUUUUGUACUUCUUCAGUCCCUUUGCAGGAUGCUCCCACUUAAAAAUUCCCUAUUUCCAUAUUGUAAUCUAGUUGGUUCUAUCAUCUUUCUCAGUUCCUUCCAUUUAUUUCCCAUUGUAUUUUCGGGUAUAACUUUCUCAUUCCUACAUUAACCUUCCUCCUCCACCAAUCCCAUUGCAUUGCCCUUGCUCAUAUUUCCUUGUUUUCCUCCUCCUUCCCCAUCUGUUGACUCUUUUCAGUUUCUUCUUAUUCCCUCCAACAUCCACAUUUCUAAAAAAUAUUGGAGAUAAGGCCCCUUUCCACCUUCUCAGCUUCAGCUACUUCCUAAUGAUCCAGUCUGAAGAGCCACAUCAUUGGUAGAAAAUUUUGCUUUAGUCAGGCUUCACACAUAAUGCUUUAUAGCCUUCUAGUUGAUAAUGCUUCUUCCCCAACUUGGACAUAAUUUUAUAUUUACUGCGUAUGUGUUUUAUGUUUAUUUACCUGUGCACAUUUUUUUCUCUUAGUAGAAAGUAAAUUCCUUGAGACCAGGGACUGUUAUGAAUUUUUUUGAGAAGUAUAUUCAGUUUAGUAAAGGAAGAUGACAAGUACAAACUUUAAGGUAAGAUACCCAAAUGAAAAUACCCUAGUAUGCAGGGCUAGAGAUAUAUAGAUUUAGGAAUCUGGUAAUGUUAGAAACUAUGGGAAGGGAUGAUUUAAUUUAGGAAUGGGGAGGGGUCAAUAGAAGCAAAAGUGAAAAGAGAACUGAGUCAAAAAGAAUUUAGCAGUUUGAAGAUGGUAAGAAGAGGAACAACAUAAAAAGACAGAUAAUUAGAGACAACAAUAGGAAAAAAGAAUAAGGAACCAAAAAAGGAGAAGAUAUACACACAUGUCAAAUGGUUAGGAUAGCAAAGAAACAAUCAU